AUGGCAAGCAAUAAAAGAAAAAUACAAAUUUUGGAAAAUAGAGUAAUUCGCCCUGCAGUUAUUGACAGUGAUAGUGACAGCAGUGAAGAAAUAUUUUCCACUAAGAAAACUAAAAAGGAUUUGGAAACAAAUGUGCACGGAAAACAAAGCACAAGCGCGGACGUUUUCAGUAGCCCCAGUGGAAGAAAAUUUCAUAUUCUUAAACCAGUCUCGUUUUCACAUGUAACUAAAACAGAAUGUAAAAAUAAACCUACACCACAGACAUCAAAAGGAUUGUCUUCGCCUAGCUCAUCGUCAUUGGAACGAUUUAGUAUGUAUAGCUCAAGAGGAUGCAGUCCUUCGCUAAACAAUAUAUCAGCUUCUAAGCUUAUGUACGGCAUCAAAAUAGAUGAAAGCGAAUAUCAUGACAUGAUAAAUCUAAGAAACGAUAAUAAAAAGAUAAAAAAGAAAAAUGAAAUAGAAAGGAAAGAUCCAAAGACAAAACUUACAUUCACUUAUUCUUUUGAAGACAGUAUGUCGCAAGGGUUAACCGAAAGUAAUGAAAAUUGUGUUUUUUAUGACGAAGAACGUAAUAAACAGUUUGAAGAAAAUGAAAGACAGAAAGAAACACUUAAUGACGAAGCAGAGAGAGAGAAAGAAACAGAAAAUGUUGAUGUAGAAGAUGUAGAAGAGAGAGAGGAAGAAACAGGAAAUGCUGAAGAGGAAGAUGAAGAUGCAGAGAGAGAGGAAGAAACGGAAAAUACUGAGGAGGAAAAUGAAGAGCAGGAAAGUGGUGACACAGGCGAUGAUGAGAGUGAUGAAUAUUCUGCAAGUGAAGUUGUAUCGGAUAUAGAUAAUGAUGUUUCAGAGGAAGAGGAAGAUGCACAGGAUAAUAGUGUCUAUGAAUGGGAUGCUGUCACAGAUUUGACACCUGAGUUGGAUGCGUGUACUUUAAAUGAAAGCACUUUUAAUAUUCCUAUAGAAGAUAUAUCUCCUGCAGGUAUUUUUUCCUUAUUUGUAACUGAUGAAAUAAUAGAUAAAAUGGUUACAGAAACUAAUAAAUAUGCGUUAAAACACAUCGCAGAAAAGCAAAAUAAUAACGAAAUAAAAACAAAAUCUCGGUUAUUAUCAUGGAAAGCUACGAAUAAUAUAGAAAUGCGGAAGUUUCUAGGGGUACUACUCGCAAUGGGUCUGAACAAAGUGUCUCAUAUAAAUGACUAUUGGUCAAAAAAAUCAAUAUAUCGAAACGAAUAUAUUGUAUCAGUAAUGACUCGGGAUAGAUUUCUGCUAUUACUGAAAUUCUGGCAUUUUUGUGAUGAUUCGUCAGCCAUCCACAAUACAAAUAAGUUGAAGAAAAUUCAUGAUUUGGCUAAUAUGCUCAACAGCAGAUUCCAAGAAGUAUUAACGCCAGAGGACAAAGAUGUGCUUGUCAACACUGGCAAAAAAAAUAGGAAGACGAAUGAAGAUAUAAAAAAGCCUACAUGUGUCUUAACGUAUAAUAACAACAAAAAAGGAGUUGACUUCAGCGACCAAAUGUCUUCAUACUAUUCUACAUUAAAAAGAGGGCUCAAAUGGUUCAGAAAAGUGGGUAUGGAAUAUUUGUUAGGCAUGGCGUUAGUAAACGCGUGGAUCACAUACAACGUGAAAUGUGAUAAGAAGGUUUCAAAAAAAGAAUUUACAGAGGCAUUAAUGCAAUCAUUAACUGGAAAAAGUAUAUGCGCUGAUAAAAAUCAAGUAAAACCUAAGGACAAUGACCAUGUUCUUGAAAUGAGCGCUAAACGAAGAAAUUGUGCAGGGUGCUACGACAGACUGCGGAAAAUCUUUAAUAGUACCGAAGCAAAAAAAAAAAGUAAAGAAAAUAAAGAAAUAUUGCAGGAAAUGCAACCAAAACCUUUGCGUAACAUGUUUCCAAGAUAG
This is a messenger RNA of Parnassius apollo (apollo), 1896 nucleotides long. The record is from the annotation of a GenBank genome assembly. Lineage: Eukaryota; Metazoa; Arthropoda; Insecta; Lepidoptera; Papilionidae.